This is a messenger RNA of Drosophila kikkawai, 924 nucleotides long. RefSeq lists its product as uncharacterized. Lineage: Eukaryota; Metazoa; Arthropoda; Insecta; Diptera; Drosophilidae. The record is from RefSeq and is a predicted model, not a curated record.
AUGGCCAUCCUGGAGUCUUGUUGCUUCUGGAAGGACGUGCGGAGUGGCAGCUUCGCCUGUGCCAUCUAUACGUUGGUUUACUUUGGCUUCUCGACGCUUAUGUUUUUGUUCUACCUGGUCGAGGAGCAGGAAUUCCUGCUGGGGCAACGGGCCCAGCCCAUGGGCGAGAGCCUGCUGGAGAAGGGUGAUGUGACUGUAGCGACUGUGAUAUUCAACGUUUUGUUUCUCUUUUGCUCGAUGCUGAUGGUGUUAUCGUCGGUUUUGUUGAUUCUGGGCCUCCAGCAGAACAGGCGACAGCUGCUGAUACCCUGGAUACUGUUCAUGCUGGGCGACCUGCUUAUCGAGUGCUUCCACCUGGUGCACUUGACCCUCUCCCGCCGUGUUAUAUUCGAUCCGAUUGUGGGUUUCAUCUUCACCAUGGACUUUUUCAUCCUGUGCCUCAACCUCUACUGUCUGCUGUGCGUCAUCUCGCAGUAUCAGGCAUUCCGCCUGCAGCGCGCGGAGCUCCAGCUGGCGGCCACAGCGGCGUCGCCUAUUGUGGUCUUCACAGCAGCCGAGAAACUAACCAAAUCGCAGCAGCAGCAACAGAGGCAACAGCAGCAGCAGCAGCAGCAGCACAGUCUGCUGCAACAGCUGGAAACCGGAUGCGGAAAUGGAAAUGGAAGCAGCAAGCGUCGACGAAUGCUGGCCAGCCCGCUGAUAACCUCGCAGCGGCUCACCAACUUCUCCACCAUCACCGAGGAGGAGGAGCAGCAGUCCCGGACAGGCCACACAGCAGAGCUGCCGCAGCCGAACGGAGAGCAUCUGGUCCGAAUACCCAUUAUAUCUCUGGCCUCCAGUCCGGCCCAUGGCGGUGAUGCCAAUGUAGUUCGUCACUAAGCCAACCUUUCGUGUUACGUGUUUUUGUGGCCAAAUCCCCAAAAG